AUGAACGCGCACCACCUCAACAACGGCAGCGCCCACUGCGGUGCUCAGAACGCCAGCGGCAGCAGCAACGGCCACAGCGGGGUUGGGGGCCACCCCACAAAGAAGAUUGUGGUGCUGGUGGCGGGGGCGGCGGGGUUUAUCGGCUCGCACAUGGCGCGGCGGCUCAAGCACGACCCGGCCGGGCGGUUCACCGUAGUCGGUGCCGACGUACGCACCAACGACUACAUGCAGCCCGACGAGUUCUGUGACGUCUUCCACCAGGUCGACUUGCGGAAGCGGGAGAACUGCCUCGAGGUGACGAAAGGGUGCCAUUGGGUGUUCAACUUCGCGGCUGACAUGGGCGGGAUGGGCUACAUCCAGAGCAACCAGGCCUACAUCCUCUACAACAACACCAUGAUCACCUUUAACAUGGCCGAGGCCUCACGCCUGAACGGGGUCCAGAGAUAUUUAUACACCUCUUCUGCGUGCGUGUACCCGGAGCACAAGCAGGAGACUGAAGACAACCCUGGGCUCAGGGAAGGGGACGCGUGGCCAGCGCGGCCGCAGGACGCGUACGGAAUGGAGAAGCUGUACGGUGAGGUGCUAUGCAAGCACUACAUGGAGGACUACCACAUGGAGAUGCGCGUUGCCCGCCUACACAACAUCUACGGACCCAAGGGCGCAUGGAAGGGCGGAAGGGAGAAGGCACCGGCGGCGUUCUGCCGGAAGGUGAUCUGCUCGCGGGACAACUUUGAAAUGUGGGGCGAUGGCCUGCAGACGCGAAGCUUCUGCUUCAUCGACGACUGCGUGUCGGACGUGCGUGAGCCACUGAACAUCGGAUCGGACGAGAUGGUGUCGAUGCAGGAGAUGGCUCGCAUGAUCUGCGCCUUCGACAACAAGCCUCUCGGCUUCACCUACACGCCCGGCCCCAUGGGCGUCCGAGGGCGGAACAGCAACAACGACCUGAUCAGGGAGCGGCUCGGGUGGGCGCCGUCGACGCGGCUGGUCGAUGGCCUGCGGGCGACCUACGACUGGGUAAAGGUCCAGGUGGCCCGCGACCAGGCCAACGGGCUCGACGUCCACGGUCCCGACUACUCCUCGAGCCGCGUCGUCGUGCGCGCCGACCGGACGGCUGCCGCCGUACCCGCCGUCGACGACAACAACGUCAACGUCAACGUCGAGACGUCAGCGGAGCUCAAGAAGAAGGACGUGGAGAUGUAG
This is a messenger RNA of Acanthamoeba castellanii str. Neff, 1200 nucleotides long. RefSeq names its product GDPD-mannose-3',5'-epimerase. The transcript has 7 exons. The coding region runs from base 1 to 1200 and encodes 399 amino acids. NCBI's taxonomy places the organism in Eukaryota, Discosea, Longamoebia, Acanthamoebidae. The record is from RefSeq and is a predicted model, not a curated record.